UGGGAUCGCGGUGGACGGACUGCACAGACGAACGGUCGCGCGGACGGACGAACGGCGGCCGGCCGUCCGGUGGGGGGAACUCGUCGGUAACGGUGGCGGUGGCGACGGCGGCGGCGGUGAUCGACGAAGACGCGCCGGGCGAAACUGGGUUGUCCUCCGGCCCGGCAGUGGAACAGACGCAUCCGAUACGCGAACAACACUCUCUCGUCGCGCGGCAGCACACACAACGCGCACGACGAUCGUAUAACAAUAAUAAUAUACGAUAUUAUUAUAACGAUAAUGAUAAUAAUAAUAAUGGUUGUAGGGCAGUAGUAGUGAUCGCAAAUAAUAUUAUCCGAUCCGUCGGACCUUAGGACCGCGCUCAGUGAUCGUGUAAACCUCAUGGGGUUUAAUGCUGUUGCAGUUUCGUUUGCAGACGACGACCGCGUGUGAAUUUUAUACGCGAAAUAACAUUCGUAUUUGUUUGCUUGUAAUUUAAUUUCAAUUUUUUUUUUUUUCAUUUUUUUCGUUUUAUCGAUAUCCGUGCGAAUCCGUUUUUUUUGUUUGUUUGUUCGCGCCGCGGUUUUCUCUUAUUUCUAUUUCGCGCAUCUCGUUUUUUGGUUUUUGCCGAACGAUCUGCGAAUAAUAAUAAAAAAAAAAACGUUCGGUGUUUUUCGGUGUCGUCCACUGCGACAUGGCCGCGCCGAAGCUAAUAUUAAAUAAUUUAUCGUUUCGUGACGGCCGUUUAAACUUUUGAAGUGUCCAAGUGUGUUCCGCGUGAGGAUAACGCAACGACUCCGCCGCUGCAUCCGCUGCCCCGCCGACGCUCGACGGAUCAUCAGAUAAAAGCAGAUAUUUCGUAUUUUUAUUCCUGCUCCCUGGAGGUUGCUGCGAAGACACAGCCUCAGACCACGGCGGUCUGUAGAUGAUCUACUAAUCAGACGGCGUGGCCAAAGUGAUGAGCGUGGUGGACACGUCUCCUCCGGCGUGGUACACCUACUACCCACGACCCGUGGUCGCAUCAGUAGCGCAUCCUCGCGACCCGUCCAGCAUGCGCGAGAAGCACUCGAGCCCGCGCAAGAUGGUCGCCGUGCCCGCAGUGGUGCCGUGCGUGUCGCCCAAACAGGGUUCCGUCUAUCCGGCUCACCACCACCAUCACCACCAUCAUCGCCGGCAUCACGACCAGCUGGACCAUCGCCAUCGCCGUGACGACGAAGGAUCGACCGCGGACCACGACGAGGACGACGAGGACGACGACGAAAUGAUGCCGUUCGACUUGUCCCGCAACGGCGGCAGCUCUCCGUCGUCGUCGCCGCGAUCUCCGCUCCGGUCGCACCGCAUGUCGCCGGCCGCGUUCAAACCGUACGACGGCAGUGGCAAUAACGCCAACAACGAUCAGCCGCUCGACCUUCGCGUGGACUACAAGAAGUCGCGUCGUGGCGACGAGAUGGAGGACGAGAACCAGAACCUGAUCAUCAGGACGCCGUCACCCGAAGACAUCCAGGUCGACAGUCCUGGACCUCCUUCCGAAAUCCGGUACGCGUCUCACCACAGCGACCACAACGAUCAGGUGCACAGUCCGUGUUCGUCGUCCGACAAGGAAGUGAACGUGACCGACGACCACGUCCAACACCAUCGCCACUACCAAUCGGCCCAGCAGCACCAAAACCAGCUGCAGCACCACCAACAGCAACACCACCACCAGCAGCAGCAGCAGCAGCAGCAGCAGCAACAGCAACAGCAACAUCACCGCCGAGGUGGCAUAACCGUCGAAGACGAUCGACAUCAUCACCAGCGGAUGGUCAACUAUCCGGUGCUGUUCCCGCCUCAGCCACUUCACCCGAUGAUGUUGGAGGCCAUUUACAGGGCGGGCGCCGUGGGCGACAAGUCUCGCGGCAUGCCUCCGCUGGCCGGUUACCAGACGGGCAGCGGUUACCACAGGCCGCCGCAGCACUAUCCGUUCAUCAACGGGCCGCUUCUCAACGGGCACCACCACGUGCCGCCGCCGACGUACGACGUUGUCAGACAGCCACCGCCGCCGCCACUGCCGCCGCCCGUGGCCAGAUCUCCGCAGCAGAAGUCGUCGGCGUUCCAGGAGACGUCCGGCAAACCAAAAGACAGGUACUCGUGCAAGUUUUGUCAGAAAGUGUUCCCGCGUAGCGCCAACCUGACGAGACACCUGCGGACGCACACGGGCGAACAACCGUACAAGUGCAACUACUGCGAACGGUCGUUCAGCAUAUCGUCCAACCUGCAACGGCACGUGCGCAACAUACACAACAAGGAGAAGCCGUUCAAGUGUCCGCUGUGCGAGCGGUGUUUCGGGCAGCAGACCAACCUGGACCGGCACCUCAAGAAGCACGAGGCCGACGGGCCGACCAUAAUGGACGACCGGCUGUCGUCGUCCGCGGCCGUGGUGGCCGCGGCCGCGGCGGCCGCAGCGGCCAACCGGAGGCGCCCGUCCCGCGGCCCCGGCGCCACCGACGAGUCGUAUUUCGAGGAGAUCCGAUCGUUCAUGGGCAAGGUGAGCGAGGACGGCAGUCGGUUCGCCGCCGCCGCCGCCGCAGCCGCCGCGGCCGCUGCCAUCGGCCACGGUCGGGGCGUCGCGCACCAGGCCGGCGGCGGGCGACGACAGUCCACGACGUCCGCCUCGUGUCCGUACCGCCGAGGUUCGCCGGGCGACGCGUCUCCGGCCGAAAAGUUCUCGUCCCGAUCGUCCGCCUCGUCCGCCGGUUCCACGGAAUCCUCUGGCGACGCGGCCGCGACCGCCGCCGAAAAGGAGUGCGUCAACAGCACCUGACCCUCCGCCUCUGCGGCUUCCCAUCGCGAUCGUCGCACCGUCGCUGCCGAUACCGCGACCGCGGUCACCGAGUCUCGUGGUCGUCGUCGAACACGCGGUUGACGAUUUCCCCGACGAUGACGACGAAGACUCGCCAGUGCGUACCGGUCGGUCGAAUGCGGCGGUCGGAUCUCCUCGUGCGCACAUUAUAAUAAUAAUAAUAUAAUGUGUAAACCGUCGCGUCAAGCUGAUUUUCUUUUUCUUCGCGUACGCAAUACAUCGCAAACGCGUCAAUUUUUCUCUACGCAAUUUUCGACGAGGUAACGAAUAAUAAUAAUAAUAAUAUAUUAUAAUAUAAUACGAGUAAUUUUUAAUACGAUAUUUUAGCAUAUAUUCUUAUAGUGGUACUUGUACCUACGUAGUUUUUAAUCGCGGAUUGUAUUAUUAUAUAUAUAUAUUUAGGUGUAAUUUGUAUUAAUAGUUUAUCAUUAUUGCGUGUAAAUAUUUUGUGUCGUACGAUCUACGCAUGUUAUUAUAUCAUAAGAUUUAUGUUGUAUUUUUGUAAAAACUCGCUGCCCCCCGCAACCGCGACCGCGAUCGUUCUGUGAUAGCAAUGAUACAGGUGAAUGUCGAGAUCAGCUCCUCGCAUCGGAUAGGUUUCACUAGCUUUUGACAAUAUUAUCAGCGGUACGUAUACUUGCAAUGCCGAAUCCGUAUGUUAAUAUUAUAAUGAUAUACGUAUAAUGUUAUGCUAAUCUAGUUUGACUAUAAUAAUAUUAUGUUAUGUUCGUAGUUUCGAUUUUUACCCACCGUCAUCCCACACGCUUUUGUUUCGAUCGUAACAGAAUUUACUAAAAGACUUAAAAAUAAUAUUAAUUUAAAAACUCGCACCUACAGGAGUAGUUUAAUACUUAUAUGUACGCAGUUAUGUCGUACAGUGACGACUGUAAUAUCAUAUCGUAUAGAAUCGAUCGGUAUUCGGAAUGGUCCGUCGUCGAGAAAUCACGCCACCUGCAUAACCGAAUAGUUUACACCGCACAAUGCGUUACGCGGAGAAUCAGGGUCCAGAAAAUUCAAACACUUUUCUCGAUUCCUUGUCACACUGUCAUCAGCUCACUACAAUAUAAUGGCCUUAUAGAUGAAUAUUUUUUUACGCGCUUUUGGGCUUGCCGUCGGACUUGAAACGAUUCCGAACACGGUCGACAGUCGGGUCCGGCGAAGUGGGAACGGGGGGGCGAAAAGAAUAUCUCGAGAGAUAUCACGCUUUACUGACUCGGUGGUGGUUUCGUAUCGAACGAAUCGGAUGACGACGCGGUCGUACAGAUAUAGAGGUAGGUACAUAUUAUAGUGUAUUAGAAAACGGUUUCUCUAUCGGCCAAUAGUGCAUUUCGCAUUACCAUAAUAUUUAAAACGCGUCGAGCAGGAUGCUCUAGAUUCAGCCAGUGUAUGUAUAUGUGUGCAUGUGUACAGGACGAAAACCGGUCGAUGAAAUCGUUAUAUACGGUUUGUUUUUUUUUCACUCUUAACACACGCACGCGCACGCUCACGUUCCCACUUGUGUGCGAGUAUUAUUUUUUUUUUUAACUUCCAGUUCGAUAAUAUACGGUUUUCUCGCUAACCGGUUCCCCCGAGCCACCGCCGUUGCCUCGGAUGCUGCGCCGUGCGUGGACACGAAAAAGGAAAAAAUAUAUCAAUUAUUAUAUAUAUAUAUUAUAUAUAAUAUAUAUGAUAAUAUUAUAUUAUAUUAAAUAUAUAUUUUACAUGAUAUGAUUAUAAUAAUGUGUAAACGUGUGUUUCGGCUAGGUUAUUUUGUUUACUCUCAACACCCGUGUUUCCCAACAGGGCGGUUAAAAUCUCGGUUAUAUUUCAGUUGUAAAUAAUAAAAAAAAUAUUCUUAAAGUAAAUAAUAUACUAUGUAGAAAGAACGUCAAAGUUCGUUUGUGCAUAUAAAAGUAUGUAUGUACAUAUAUUAUAAUAACAUAAUUAUAUUAAUUUUGUCGCUUCGGGGUGUUUCUGUACGAAAUACGGUAAAAAAAAAUUUAAAUGACAUGAUUUGCAUUCACGCAAUGUUCUUUGAUACUUCUUAAAAUUAUAUUAGGUAAUUAUGAUAAAAAAAAAAUAUAUAUAUAAAAAAAUAAAUUGUGUAAUGUAUAUAUUAUAAGACUAUGUAGGUAUAUCGUCAAACAGAUGACGAUAACGGUAAUAAUUGGUAAUAAUUAUAACGAUUCGAAUAUAAAUAAUGAUAAUAAUGUGUUCAGCAUCCAACCAGCACAUAUAUACACACGGUAUAAGUAGAGUGUUUUAAAAAUGUCGUAAAGCUAGUCAAAAGACGAUACGUAAAAUUAAAUAUGUAAAAAAUACAAAAAACGAUAAAAUCAAUUUUAUUUAACGGAUAUAAUAACAAUAAUAUAGACAAUGUGUUAGAUCAUAAUAUAAAUUUAUAAUAUACAAUUAUAAUACGUUUACCUACGAUCGUUUUAAUUUUAAUAAAUAUACAUAUUAUAUUAUCAUUUUAUUUUUUUUAUGUUAUACGUUAUACAUUUUAUAAUAUUAUAUACUAUUAUGUUUUGAUUAUUAUAUACUAUUUUUUUAAACGGAUCUAAUAAUAUUAAUAGUACACAUUAUGAUUACGUUAAAUAUUAUUUAAUAAUAAUAGAUAGACUAUAAGGGUAAAAUUUACGAAUUUUUUUUUUUUUGUUUUUUAACGAGAUUAUAUUAUAACAUCUUGUGUGUAAGUUACCAAUAUAAUUUUAUGCGCCUUCGUAAUACUGUUGUCUAUUAUAUUUUUUUUUUUUUUUUUUUGAUUAUAUUUUUUUGUUAAUUUUUAAUUUUUAAUAAUAUUAUUAAAUUUUUAAGAUUGUUAUUUGAAUUUAUUGAAAAAAAACAACUCAAAUUUAUAUAUUUUUAUUAAGUGUUAUGUUUAAAUUUUUACUAUUAUAGUUGUAAUAAAUACUUACAUAUAAUAUAUAUAAUAUAUAUAUAUGUGUAUAUACAAAUAUACAUAUAUAUGUGUGU
Aphis gossypii (cotton aphid) is the source of this 5773-nucleotide messenger RNA. RefSeq names its product zinc finger protein sens-like. Gene Ontology annotation, cellular component: nucleus. Gene Ontology annotation, molecular function: RNA polymerase II cis-regulatory region sequence-specific DNA binding; DNA-binding transcription activator activity, RNA polymerase II-specific. The record is from RefSeq and is a predicted model, not a curated record. Gene Ontology annotation, biological process: regulation of transcription by RNA polymerase II. Bases 938 to 2779 code for a protein of 613 amino acids. Lineage: Eukaryota; Metazoa; Arthropoda; Insecta; Hemiptera; Aphididae. The transcript has 4 exons.